AGCUUGCGUCCAUGCUUGGGAGCUACUUGCUCUAACCUGUUGAAGGUCCCUAGUUUGUUAGACAAUUAUGGUCAACAGAGGUGCUGAUGGGAACGUGGUCAUGGAUUUUAAUCUGGAACACUGUGUCACUGAAGAAAAUUUACGUACUGUUUGGUUACAGUAUCAUUUGACGUCUUAUCUGUGCCUUCAAACUUUAUGUAUUGUACUAGCUGUUGCAUAUUGUUGAUGGAAUGUUAUGUCUGUGCCCAUAUCCUUAUCCCAUUCACCAAACUUAACUUAGCGCAGCUGAUUGAAGAAAUGCUGUGGAAUUUUAGCCAGCAGUCAAUCUGGUUAGAUCCCUUAAUUGUUUAUUUCCAUAUGCCUUCAUAAUAAAGUUAGAAAAUAUUUAAUAAGGUCAUUCUGUUUAUAAAUGUUCAACAAAUCAACAUGUUUAUUUUGCUAAAAUACCUAAAUGCUUUUUAUCAUUAGAAGGUGAAAAGUGAUAUGAAGGUGGAUUUUCUGUCAGUCAUAGACUUGAGUGGUAAAUGGUAAGUCUUCAGAGAUCACCUUUUCCUAAUAGAACUGAAUCAAACUAUUUUUGUGAUUGAAGGAAAGUUGUGUUGUAUGCAAGUUAUGUAAAUAGAGACAAUUGUAUGUAGAGUUUUAAUUUAAGGGAUGUUAUGCUCACUUUUUCAAAGCUAUUUUGUGCUACAAUUAAAAAUGGAAGAGGCGUAGAGAGGAAUACAAAUGGACUGUAAUAGCAAGCUCUGCUGUACCAUGGAUCCCUUGGUUUUGAGUUCUUAUAGACAGCAGUUGAAUCAGAGGAUGGAGAAGGGGAUGAAAUCUUCUCUUCUGAAGGCAGGCUGCUGGUGGACCCUUAAGAAGAAAUUGCUGCAGUUCUGUAAGUGGAUUUAACAGAAAGCAGCUGCAGCAGCCUGGAAAUUACCAUGGAAAAAAUCCUGAAAACAGAAUUGAAAACGUCCGUUCUGAAGGCGUUUGGAAGCUCAGGAGGAGGAUACAUUAGCCAAAGCCAAGGUUAUGAAACAGACAGUGGACGAGUAUUUGUUAAAAUCAACUACAAGCCUCAGGCUAGAAAAAUGUUUGAAGGAGAAAUGGCAAGUUUGGAAGCUAUUCAGAAAACCAAUAUUGUGAGAGUGCCUCAGCCUAUUAAAGUAAUUGACCUACCUGGAGGGGGAGCAAUGUUUGUCAUGGAGUACCUAAAGAUGAAGCACCUCAACAAAUAUUCUUCAAAGCUUGGAGAGCAGAUAGCAGAUCUUCAUCUUUAUAACCAGAAACUUGGAGAGAAAUUGAGAAAGGAGGGAAACACAAUUGGUAAAGGAGCUGGUCACUCUGAGUCUCAGUAUGUGGAUAAGUUUGGAUUCCAUACAGCCACUUGCUGUGGUUAUAUACCACAGGUGAAUGAAUGGCAGAGUGAUUGGCCUUCCUUCUUUAUUCGUCACCGACUCCAAGCUCAAUUAGAUUUGAUUGAAAAAGAUUACGGAGACAGAGAAGCCAGAGAACUUUGGUCACAGCUAAAAGUAAAGAUUCCUGAAAUGUUCUGUGAUGUAGAAAUCGUUCCUGCUCUCCUGCAUGGGGACCUGUGGGCAGGGAAUGUGGCUGAGGACGACUCUGGGCCAAUUAUCUUUGAUCCUGCAUCCUUCUAUGGCCAUUCAGAAUUUGAACUGGCCAUUGCUGGAAUGUUUGGUGGGUUUAGCAGCUGUUUUUUCUCUGCCUAUCACAGUAAAAUACCCAAAGCUCCAGGAUUUGAGAAACGAAACAAAUUGUAUCAGCUCUUUAAUUAUGUAAACCACUGGAACCAUUUUGGGACAGGGUACAGGGGAUCUACCCUAAACGUAAUGAGAAAACUUCUCAAGUAACUACACAGGUCUGAGAAAUUCUGACAUAGUCCCUCAGUAACGAACAGCCCCUGUCUAUCAGAAGUAACACAAACUAGGAAUCAAUGUUGACACUAAAACAGCUGAUGUGUAGAAGGCUUAGUAUGCUUUUGAGCCUUAUACACUAGUUAACUAGCACAGAUUCAUACCCUGCUGAAGGAAAAGACUGCAUUGUUUGUGAAGGCUCCACUGGGUUGGAAAAGUACCCUGACAGCCUAACCUCACCCUCCAUAGAGAGUCUCACUUCAUAGCUGCUGCAUUUCCACAGUUGUUUGCUUAUUGCCACUUCUGCUGCUGCUCUGUCAGCAGUUCAUUAUUGAGAGCUACUGUUGUGGGAUUGCGGUGCUGGAAGUAGUAACUAGUUCUUUACCUCUCCCCUUUUUUGUUCUGUUUUAGUUUUCUGCCUCUGUUUCCAUCCUUUUUCCCAUUUAUUUUUCUGUCAUCUUUUCUUUCCCAUGUUAAGUGUCCUAAUCCAAAAUUUAAAUCAGAUUCUAUGAAUCUAAAAAUGAAACCAUUCUCUUUUUGAUUGAAAGAGUAGACAAGGCCCUUUGGACUGCACUUGGCAAGCAUGUAUAAUUAAUGAUAUUUCUAAUAUUUAUUUUAAUUUAAUGUAAUUUACUUAUAUGCUUUUGUUUUUCUCUUGCUAUGAGAAAUUAAAUUACAGUGGUAUUUCAUAAAAGGGAUGUCUCUGGAGUUCCUUGGUAAUUAACUGUAUGGUCAGAAAGUGGGUUGUUAGCACACAGGUUUGAUAAUAACGUAUCAUAGUUUUAGUAUGAUAUUUUAGUGUGUUAUACUAUGAUGGCAACAUAGUGAAAUAACUUUUAAAAAGAUAGUAAAAAGUAGGAGGGAGGCUUACUGUUUUGAUGACAAGAAAGCAUCUGUUGCUGCUGUGUUGGUUGGUGCUUGAUGUAUUUAAAAUAAUGUACAGUAGGCAAAGCUAGUCUGUUCUGCCACUGCUGGAUUAUUGAAGGAACAGUGUCAAUUUAGAGGUCUUUAUAAUGUUUUUUAAUAUUCCUAACGGCUUUAUUUUUACAGAAAAUGUAGGCAGUGAGAAUUUGGGGAGAAAACUGUGCAACAAAGAUAUUGGCAUACAAUGUGAGCUAGAGAACAUUAGCAAGUCCAUGGUUUUUUUUUUUAACGGAAGAAAGCGGUAAAGAAAGUAAAUGUAAGUGCAGUCCAACAAAUGCUUAUGUGAAUCAGAAGGUUUGAAUAAGAAUGACUGAACUUAUAUAUUUAGGCUUCAGACAGGUGUUGUGACUAAUACCUAAAAUAUUCAAAAAUGCUCAAAUAUGUUUAGACUUUUUUUCAACUUUGAAUGGCUGUACUAUAAAGAUUUCAUAAAGUUUAAAGUUAGAUGUUGUAUUUGAUAUGAUUUUAAAAAAUGCAUUUUAUUCUCUAUAAUACAAAUAGUUAAUUUUUUUUACUUCCUUUGAAUUUGGGCUACAAUUGGAUGUGGUUAUAACACUUAAUACAAUUGUAACAGUGGAAAAGUGGAAUAAUAGAGUUAGAAUACAGCUGAAACUGCAGCUGAUAGCUAGAAGAUCCAGGUCUGAGAAAGCAGCAAAGUGCAUGCAUACUAGUAUUUGUUAAUGUUAACAAAAAUACAUGUAUUACAUUGGAAAGUACGUGUGAACUUACGAUUUCUCCUUCUCAAAUAAAAUACUUGCCUUGCAGAAACUA
This is a messenger RNA of Grus americana (Whooping crane), 3554 nucleotides long. RefSeq names its product fructosamine-3-kinase-like. NCBI's taxonomy places the organism in Eukaryota, Metazoa, Chordata, Aves, Gruiformes, Gruidae. The record is from RefSeq and is a predicted model, not a curated record. The coding region runs from base 927 to 1856 and encodes 309 amino acids. Gene Ontology annotation, biological process: fructosamine metabolic process. The transcript is spliced from 7 exons.